This is a messenger RNA of Auanema sp. JU1783, 1623 nucleotides long. The record is from the annotation of a GenBank genome assembly. Lineage: Eukaryota; Metazoa; Nematoda; Chromadorea; Rhabditida; Rhabditidae.
AUGGAUUCAAACUUAUUACGUUUAUUAAUAUGCAUGCUGCUUGUUCGAAAUGUGUUGACCAUUCCUGUGAGUGAUGUACCCAGGCUUGUGACCAGCGUUCCCGAUGCGGUGAACGAAACAUCAAUUUUGUUUUCUUCAAAUCAUACUUCAACAAAAUCCACUGCUCAUACCGAUAGUGAUGAGGAGGAGGAUGAUGAGGGUUCGAUUGAAAUGGAAGAGUUCGAAGGUGACGCUGACAGAGACACUUUUUUCGAUGAAACUUUGGGAGUAAAGCAAUCUCCUUCGCUUAUAGAAAGCUCUUUCAAAAACAAAAAGACCUUCUCAUGCCCCCAAAUUAAAACCGAUCUUAUAACCGGAACAUCAGUGGGAGAUCUUAGUCCUGAAGACGUUACAAUCAUAGCAGCUAUGGGCGAUGCUCUCUCCACAGGGAUUGGUUUGUGGCCAAGAACUAACAUUGAGUUCCGAGGAGCUGCGUUCAGCAUUGGAGGAGAUGCUACUAUCGAUGGCUUAGUCACUGUUCCUAAUAUUCUGCGAGAGUUCAGUCCUCUGUUGCAUGGGGUUUCUCAUGGCAUGGGAUCCAGUGAUCAGUUACCUGAACAUCAGUUGAAUUUGGCGGAAAGUGGAGCUACAAGUACCGAUUUAGUUGAACAGGCAGAGGAACUGGUACGGCGACUGAGUGUUCUCAGAGAAGUCAAUUAUUUGAAAGAAUGGGUCAUGAUUAUCAUCACCAUCGGAACAGAAGAUAUGUGCCUGAGGUGUAGUGGAGCUAACUUCAACGCCAUUUCAUCUGCGAUUGACACUCUUCGAAGUGGAAUUCCUAAAGCCUUUGUCGUUUUGCUUGGACCAUUGCAUGUGGCUUCAAUGCACAACCAAAACGAAAACUUGCUCAGCAAGAGAUGUCCGUGUAUAACAGGACAUGACAAAAUUGAGGAACUAGCGAAGAACUGGAGCUCUGUAUUCGUAGAUAUCCAAAAUUAUGUGGACAACUCUGAGUUCAAGAGCCCUACUUUUGGUGUCCUGGCUAUUCCAUCGUUGACAAUCACUUCUCGUUUUCCUGAUGGACUGUUUCUUAUAAAGAAGCCUCUGCUCAGUCGAAGAGGACACAUGUAUGCCACAAAGUGGCUUUGGAAUAGACUUAUUGCUGGUAGCUCAUACAAUUUGUCAUCAGCUAUUCUCUCUAGAGAUACAUAUUUCUGUCCAUCUACGGGUUGUCCUUACUUCCGCACAACAGCUAACAUGCACGGAUGCCAACUAUUGAGCAAAGCAGAGUUCCAAGAGGGGAAAGAGUUAUACUUAGGGCAAGAUGGGAAAGUAGUGAAAAAGCCUCGUCGAUCGAAAGAGAGCUUGUAUGCAAUUGCAUGCAUUAUAAUAGGAAUAGCAUUCUUCGUAGUUCUUACACUAGGAACGAUAUUCUACCAGAGCAGUAAACAGAGUGAUCACGGUCGUUUUGAUGUAGUUGAACCGUCCACACUCAAAUUCGAGCAGGUCAAGAAAGAGGAAGAACGAAACCUUUUAAGCCGACAAAACACCAGAGCUAAAAGUACGGAGCCGUUCAACAGAGCUCAAAGCAUGAGCACUCGAAGACUAAACUCGGAAUGUGAACGUAUCUCCAUAGUAGAAUAG